Molecule: messenger RNA, 1962 nt
Organism: Trichomonas vaginalis G3
Lineage: Eukaryota; Parabasalia; Trichomonadida; Trichomonadidae
Product: leucine-rich repeat, isoform f-related family
Exons: 1
Coding region: 1-1962 (653 amino acids)
Biological process (GO): regulation of Arp2/3 complex-mediated actin nucleation; cell migration
Cellular component (GO): plasma membrane; lamellipodium
Source: RefSeq, a predicted model, not a curated record
AUGCUUAAAUUUACACAUCCAUCAGAUGAUAUUAUCGAUUUGUCAUUUGAGAAAGGGCAAAUUACAUUUGAGCAUCCUUCAGCAAAGAAUUUAGCAAUAAUUCUUGCCAAAUUUGCCAGAAGUAUCCUAACAAAAGAAGAACUCCCGGUGAUAAAUAUUAAUGAAGAUGAUCCUGAAGGAUUUACCGGAACAAAAUUAUGUGCACUACGAAGAUUCAGAGCUUUAAUGUUCAGCGAGGCGUUCGAGCUUAAACCUUCAUAUAUCAAAGUUUUUGCUGAUUAUUUAAAAACAGAUUCACAUACAUUUGACUGCACUGAAUUCCAAAAUUUCCAAGCCAUCGAUAGAUUUGCAAUACAAGCCCUCGAAGUAGAUACAACUCUUGAAAAAAUCAUCAUUCCUCCCUCAGGAGAACAUACAAAUUGGAAAUUUGUUUCAUCCUUACUUGCUCAUAGCCAAAACCUCAAGAGUAUCGUAACUAGUGAGAAGUUUGAUGAAACUGCAAUAUCUUUAUACGAAGCUUUUCGGUCAAAUCAAUAUUGUGCACUUUCAGAACUAGUUUUUCGCAAUAACGAAAUCAGAGAUUCAUACAUACAUAUUCUAGAUAAAAUUGUCGACGCUAUUUCCCUUACUUCCCUUACUCUUUCAAAAUCAAUGUCAAGAAGAGUACUAAAAAUCUUCCUGACAAGCGUAGAAUCAUCCGAAAACUUCAAUAUGAUAAGAAACUUAGUAAUUGAUGGCUUUCCGGAAAUGUAUAUCCUUACUUCUACCCAAGUUUGCAAAAAUAUUAUAAAUCUUUCAUUCACCAACUGUGAAACUGAAGUCAUAACAGUGAUAAAAAGCCUUCUAAAGCUCGUUGACUGCAAAAUUGAGAAGCUGGACAUAAGUGGAAACUUAUGUUUGACAAAUGUCUCAAAAGCAGCGAAGUUCCCGUCUUCCAUCAAGGAGGUCGUGAUGAAUGACAUCAAGAUGGACGUAUCUUUCAUUCCAAAUAUCCUAACUGUCGUUAAUAAUUCAAAACAUCCAAUGACAUUACACUUGAGUCGAAUAAUCAACUCAUCGGAUACAUGGGGAUCGGCCUUUGAUCGCAUCGCUUCCGUAGAAUGCCCAGAACUAGAAGGUCUUUAUUGGGAUUCGAAUCCUAUCAACGGACAGUUCCUUAAAUUCCUUGAAUCGAGACGUGAUUUGAGGCUUUUCUCAUUCAGCGGAUAUACUAAUGAUGAUCAGAGCUUAAAUGACGUUUGCGAUUUUAUUUCAAUAAAUGAAACCAUCGAAACGUUGAUUAUUAAGGGUACUCCGAAGUCCAUGCCAAAGGAGGUCGCAAUGCAGAUAUACCGAGCGAUUUCCAACAACAGAUCCAUCAAAUCUCUUGAUUUGAGCUCCCAACAGUUUGACGGUGAACUUCUUGAUGCUCUGGAUACCGCUUUGAUGAAUAAUAGAGUUGUACAGUGCAUCAACAUCGAUUAUACAAGUAUCCAAGCAGAAGAUUUGAUUAAAUUCCUCAAACAGCUGAAAAAACGAGGAAUUGCCCUCAAAAUCAUUUACGAUACUUCUGUAUUCUUCCCACAAGGAAAGCACGAAGAAAUUGCAGCUCUAAUCAGAAAAAUCGGAUCUGGAGAUUCAUCAAUCGAAGUUCCCCAAGAAACAGUCAAGUUAAUCCCAUCAGAUAGGGCUCCUAAGUACAGGAGCAUCGUUGUGAACAUUCCUGCUCCAACUUCUAACCCUCAAUCGCGAGAAUUGAUGAUUUCCAAGGAAUUGGAAGAACCAGAGGAGGAAGAAGAGUACUCAUACAGUUACUCAUCGACAUACAGUGAAGGGGAAGGUGAUGAUAAAGAAUUACCUUCUUUGUUGUGUUCUGUGUUCGAUGCAAUACCUCCGCCACCUCCUGACCACUGCUACGAGGAUAUGCAAACUCACUAUCAUAUCAAUGAGAUUGUUGCUCGUGUAAGAGCGAAUGAUAAGUGA